Thelazia callipaeda (thelaziosis nematode) is the source of this 3087-nucleotide messenger RNA. Lineage: Eukaryota; Metazoa; Nematoda; Chromadorea; Rhabditida; Thelaziidae. The record is from the annotation of a GenBank genome assembly.
AUGAAUGAAGUGGGUACAACUUUGGUUGAAUUUACGAAGGAUUUAGUUUUAUCAAGCGUGCAACGGACAGAUCAAGGAUUGUAUCAGUGUAUCACUAGUAAUAGUGUAGGAGAACGAAGUGCUUUUAUUGGAUUGGUUAUUGAAGCCGAAAUUGAUUCAGUGAUAACAAAUCUUAAAGUUACCGUGGACCAUAAAAACUUGAAAUGGCAUUUACCUGCAACAAUGGAUUAUUUAGACGCUGAUCGAUCAGUAUUUUUGUUGAAUUAUUAUUUGUCGGAUGGUGGUAGUGCAAAUAACGUGCCAUUGCGUAAUGCUCAUUGCACACCUGAUAAUUGGUGUAUUGCCAAAUGUUGUUCAGCAAAUUAUGUAUUUAUUCCUCGACGGAAUUAUACAUUUCAAAUGUCAUUGUUGCAGAUGGAUACAGUUGGCAAAAUUUCACCCCUUUCUGAACAUGUAACAGCUCUAUCUUGGGAUGGGGUUUCACAGAAAGCAAUGGAACUUAGCAUAAGCAAUCCAAGUGAACAUACAGUGGAGAUUUCAUGGAAUCAUCCAUCCACAGAUGUCACAAAUGGCAUCGUACAGAAAUAUCUUCUCGAAUAUUACAAAGAUUCCGCUCAUGAACGGGAUGUGAAAAGGAAAGAUAUUUCGCUAAAUUCAACUACAUGCCUUCUUCAUAAUAUGGAGUCAAAUGCAGUGUACCGUUUCCGAGUUAUUCCAGUAACACGUAACGGUCUUCCAUCCAGAGUAUAUCUAAAAUCGAAUCCUAACUUCACUUUCAUCGGAUACAUGGUAGAUUCGACCAUUAAAAAUUUUAACCGUGGUACUGGAUCAUUACCAUUUGAUAUUAAGCAGAAAGGCAUUACAAUUACUGUUAAUUGGAAUAAAAUGCAAGAUCUUUCUGUCAACGGUACUAAUCAUGGUACAAACAGAAAUCUAGCAGUUGCUAUUCGUUAUGCUCGUUCUGAUAUUUAUCCACUGAGAGAAGAAGUUGAAGAAACUUCCGUAAUGAGUGGAGCUAUAAUUUUAAACGCUAAUUUUAAUUUGUCUCGAGUUUAUCAGUUCUGUAGUCGUUUGUACGAUGGCAUCUUUCAUGGUCCUGAUUUUUGUCGCAUUUAUCGAUUGCUACCAAUAUCAGGGAACCAGCUGUAUAGUGAAAUUGCAGUCAGCACAGAUGGCUUACCGAGCCCAGUUUUGUGUGAUAAUCACGAAAUGAAAUGUCGCUGCGAAUCAUCUUUUGAAUUUGGUGAUGCGAUGAGAGUGAUAUGGGACUGGCCAGUCGAUGAUUACAGUGCUGAUGAAUUUGUCGUGCACUAUAUUUUGAGUGAAAGUAUUUUACCUGAAGAUGAUCGAUUAGUUAUUACGGAUAAAGCGUUCGCAGAUUUACCAAAUCUUCGAUCAAAUACAACUUAUCGCCUUAUGAUAGAAGCUAGGAAUAAAUUAGGUGGUGUUGAUGGCUCGUGGUUCGAUUGCACUACUCCUACUCUUAAACAGAUUCCGGCACCAACAGGAGUGGAGUAUGAAGAGCUAAAUGCAACAACUGUCCGAGUAUCUUGGAAUCCGAUACAUCCAAAUCCGCACUGGAGCACACCAGUUGGCUAUGUCAUACAAAUUCAAUCAUCAUCAUCUUUUUUGGGAUCAGUGAAGGACAUUUCUGUUGAUGGUAUGAGUGCUACAAAUUAUGUGAUAACAUUAGAACCUGAUGCGUUUUAUACAUUUCAAGUGGCUGCACGUUCGAGUAGCGGUGAUUUGGGACUACGCUCAUCACCAUAUCUGUUUACACCUUCAAACAUCAAUAAAAGUAGUUCUGUCACUGGAUAUGGCGAAAUUGGUGUCAAGAGAUUGAAAACACUCACACUAGAAUCAGCUCAGGGAGUCUUAGUUGGCACGAUUGUAGUUAUGGGUUUACUGACUUUAUGUUUCGGUGGUAUCUGUGCUUAUUUGAGGAUAAAACGACGUAAGUUAGAGGUGGCAUUGAGUUUCAUUGCAACUAAUAGUCGUGGAGUUAAUACUUCUAAUAUUAAUAACACAAAUGUAAGAGUUCUUCUUGUUUGUAGAUCUGAACUUGUGCUUACUGAGUUUGAUUUGGCGUGUAAAUAUGAAAUGGAAGAGUUGAUUAAGCGACAACGAUCUGGUAUGAUUGAUGGUAUCGAAAGCAAGUGUAUGAAAAAGUAUACAUCGAAUGGUUACUUGGUGCUUCACCAGUUGAAUAGAAACAAUAACUUAUCAAGUGAAGAGGGCGAGUUAUAUCUGGAUACAAAAGGUGGUGAACAAGGGGCAUUCCCAAGUGGUCAAGACAAAUAUUUAAAAUUAUUGAAGGAUAGAAAUCAGAUGCAGCAAUUGAAGGAAUUCGUUUUUUUAACUGAACAGAAACCUGUCAAGAGCCCCAUAUCUUGCAGAAAAAAUUCAGUAGGUAUAACUGAAAGAAGAAAUCGUCUCGCGAUAAGUGCAUCAAAUCAAGAACGACUGGAUUCAAAAUGGAUUCCUGUAGCUUCUCCUACCUCAGAUCCAUGGACUAGCAACUUACUCUCAAAAAAACAAAUGACAUAUAGUGAUUCAAGAAAAACCUCAACUCGAAAUUUGAAUUCAAGUCGUACAUUGAUGAAUAGCUGUAAUGACGGAGUUACAGCGCCACAUUUUUUGUCAAAACUAAUUGUUUUGUCUGAUGUUACUCGACGAAAUACAGCAAGUCAUGUGGAACGGAUGGAUUCUAGUACCAGUAUAAUUUGUUCUAGAUCAGUAUCUGAGCAGUCAAGUUGCAAGCAAAAUGGCGUUAUUAAGAAACGAAAUGAUAGUGUUGAGAUGGAAACUCAGAUCAAAACCAGUCCUGUGCAGAACUUAUGUAACACUACUUCAAGUCAAUCAUUGACUUGGUACGAUGCUGCAUCGGUUGAAAAUGGCAGCAUUAUUCGACAGCCUCAGGAUGCAGUUAGAAAUGUGUACACGACUAUUAAUAAAGGGAUUUCGUCGUGUUAUUCAUCUAUGCCCAAUCUUACAGAUUCAGGUAUUGUAUAUGAUGAAAUCCAUCCUUAUUCGCUUCCUCCAUAUCCUUCACCGCCACCAGUAAACAGUAAACAAAUUGAAAGGUAG